AUGGCUGAUAGACCGCCACACAAACGAUCCAGAAGCGCUCGCGUCAUCGACUUGUUGCGUAGCGACAACUUGCCACGAGAUAGUGGCUCAGAGACAGAUUCCCCGGUCAACACCUCAACUUCACCGACUGGACCUUUUGCACCCAGUUCUCUGGGCCCUCUUACACCGACCGACGGGCCCCGACUAAGUCCCCUCUCUCCAACUACUACUCGCGCCUCUCAAAAGAAUAUGGAUACUCUAGAGUCUCCAACAGGUCCACCGGAGGCUUCUCUCAAGGUCCCGUCCGGCCUUGCUACGACCAAUGGAGCAUCCAUCGAAGACUCGGUUCGAACGUUUCGCGUCUUCGAAAUCCUCAGAAAUAAAGACAGCGCGGCCAUCUCAAAGGCCAUCUCCGAAUCAAUACCUUCCUCUUCGAAUCCCCAGCCGAUUCCCGGAACGACGAUCCUUCAUCUGGCUGUACAAUGUGCGGAACCGAACAUAGUGGACCAGGUGAUAAGAGAAGGGAAGGGUUUAGAUUAUAAUGCUCAAGACAAAGAGGGAAAUACUGCUUUACAUCUUGCCGCCCAACUAGGCAGAGCGCCAGUCGUUAGAAGCCUCCUGGAGCUUCCGGACAUCAACGACUCUAUCGCCAACAGGCAGGGCAAAUUGGCCAUCGACUUGGCCCGAACUCCGGAGAUUUUCCAACUGUUGCAGUUAGCUAGGUCGAUCUUCCUGGACGACAAGAUCAGAGCCGUCCAGACUGCGCUGUCUCAGGGCGCAUAUAAGCAGAUUGAAGCCAUUUUAACAGAGCCUAGAGUCGAAGGCACUUUGGAUGUCAAUGCUUUGGAACUUGUCACCGAGCCGAUAACAGUGCAGACUGGAGGCACCCUGCUUCACGAAGCUGCCCGCAAGAGAGAUCUACAACUAGCCCAGCUCCUUCUAUUACACGGCGCUGAUCCUUUCAGGAGGGAUCGAAAGGGCAAAUUGCCCCAAGAUGUAACCAAGGAUGAUCGUACGAGAGCGAUACUAAAAAAGUCACCCGCGGCAGCCGCAGCUCAGCGAGGCAUACAGGAGAAGGCCAUUCUGGGCAACCACCCGAACCAGGCCAGGGUGGGAACAAGCGAUGCCAGUAAAGAUGCCCGGGAAAUGAAGGGCUACCUGAAGAAAUGGACAAACUAUACCAGUGGGUACAAGUUACGUUGGUUCGUCCUCGAAGAAGGCGUUCUUAGCUAUUACAAACACCAAGACGAUGCGGGCUCUGCCUGCCGCGGAGCCAUCAACAUGCGUAUUGCGACUUUACACAUGGACGCGCAAGAUAAGACGAGGUUCGAAAUCCACGGCAAGUCGUCUGUCAAGUACCACUUAAAGGCCAAUCAUGUUGUCGAAGCAAAACGAUGGUUCUGGGCUCUGAAUAACGCAAUUCAACACACCAAAGAUGAGGCUAAGGAUGAAGAGAAGCGGCGGACACUUGAUGUCGACAGUAUCCGACAUACGAGAGGUGAAUCAUCUUCGGAUAUGCUUUCGGUCACUCCUAGUAGAGCGAAACAGCCGAUUGCUGCGAACCUAAGUGCCCCUGGAGGUUCCUCAAAAGUGAGCUUUAGGUCUGAUGUUGAAGGCGGCUCAAUGUAUGACUCCUAUGAUGCUAGCAUCAUCGGAGACGAAUUGCAGCGCUUGCCAACAAACGCCCACACAGCCACCAUUGAUGCAGAAGAAGAUGGAGAUGGAGAUGACGCUAGCAGUCAUGAAGUCCGUCAACCAGGCAGCAAGGAUGCUUUCAACAUCACUGCGCAGUCAGCUAAACUGCAACUUGAUCUUCUUGCACGAGUUUCAGAUGCACUUGUCAGACAAAAGCAAUCUCAGCCGGAUACCACACUGGCUGACGUGGAAGUUUCACAGGCACUCUCUGCCUACCAAGAAGCUGUCUGUAGUUUGCAUAGCUUAGUGGCUGACUUGUUGAAAAUUUCCAAAGACCGAGACGCCUAUUGGCAAUACCGACUCGACAGGGAUGCAGAUGUCCGCAAGAUGUGGGAAGAGAGUAUGGCGAAGAUAGCCUAUGAACAUGAGGACCUGAAGAAGUCCCUUGCAGAGUCAGAGGAGAAGCGCAAGCGGACCAAACGUGCGCUGAAGGAAGCUUUGGAAGGCCAGUCAGGCCCUGUGAGCCGCCCAAGCUCAUUGAUUCGGCAGGAGUCUGCGGAGCGUGUUCAAUUUGAAGAAGCUGUUGAGGACCAAACAACUAUCAGACAUGAAGCGACACUUACAGCGAGAGAUCGAUCACGACGCAAGUCAUUCACGAGAGAAGGCAAUCGGAGAAAAUCGAUCAUUGCUCAGUACACAAAUCUUUCAGAUUCCGAGUCCGGUGACGAUGAAGAGUUCUUUGACGCUAUUGACGCUGGAAAGGUGGAACUUGUCGAGCCGCCUCUUGCAAGCCCUCCUCCUGUACAUGUUGAGCAGGAAGAAGUUUUGUCUAAACAUGACGAACGAACAUUGAAGCAAAUGCAGAUCGAGCCGUCAUAUGCCGGGUACGAAGAUGGUAUACGUCAGCGCCUCAAAAUGGACGCCGAUGAUCGUCCUAAGAUCUCGUUAUGGGGUAUCUUGAAAUCCAUGAUAGGAAAGGACAUGACCAAGAUGACCUUGCCUGUCUCUUUCAACGAGCCCACUUCACUACUCCAGCGUGUAGCCGAAGACAUGGAAUAUGCAGACCUCUUGGAUAUUGCAGCUGACCGACCUGACUCGACCGAGCGUUUGGUUUACGUCGCUGCAUUUGCUGCUUCAGAGUAUGCAAGCACUAUCGGCCGUGUUGCCAAACCUUUCAACCCGCUUUUGGGCGAAACGUAUGAAUAUGUCCGACCAGACAAGGGAUACAGAUUCUUCAUCGAGCAAGUCAGUCAUCAUCCCCCCAUCGGUGCUGCUCACGCCGAGUCUGCUCGCUGGGACUACUGGGGUGAAUCUGCGGUUAAGUCCAAGUUCUAUGGAAAGUCAUUUGACAUCAAUCCGUUAGGCACCUGGUUCCUACGUCUACGUCCGUCCAACGGCAAACCAGCGGAGUUGUAUACUUGGAAGAAAGUCACCAGUUCUGUCGUCGGUAUAAUUACCGGCAACCCUACUGUGGACAACUACGGCCCCAUGGAAAUCAAGAACUGGACCACUGGCGAGGUUUGUUAUUUGGAUUUCAAAGCACGGGGUUGGAAAGCCAGCUCUGCUUAUCAGGUCUUCGGGAAAGUCGUUGGUGUCGAUGGUGUAACUAAGUGGAGUAUUGGUGGUCGAUGGAACGAUAAAAUCUACGCUCGAGUUACCGAAGGAUAUGAAGACGAGCUCGUCGGGGAAGGACGGCAACACAAGUCUGGGAAUCAAGCAUUCCUCGUCUGGGAAGCCCACAAGCGUCCACAUGGAAUUCCAUUCAACCUUACCCCCUUCGUUGUCACCCUCAACGCGCUCACAGAAAACCUGCGUCCUCACCUACCCCCGACAGACACGCGUCUCCGUCCUGAUCAGCGCGCAAUGGAGGAUGGAGAGUACGAUCUAGCGGCUUCGGAAAAGAACCGAGUAGAAGAGAAGCAGCGUGCCGUUCGUCGACAACGUGAAUCUGCGGGAGAAGAGUGGAAACCCAAGUGGUUCAAGAAGAAGAUCGAUCCUGUUACGGGCGAGAGCUAUUGGGAACACAAUGGUCUAUAUUGGCAGAAGAGGACGGAGAAGGAUUGGAGUGUCUGCGACGAUAUCUUCUAG
Molecule: messenger RNA, 3702 nt
Organism: Exophiala spinifera
Lineage: Eukaryota; Fungi; Ascomycota; Eurotiomycetes; Chaetothyriales; Herpotrichiellaceae
Exons: 1
Coding region: 1-3702 (1233 amino acids)
Biological process (GO): piecemeal microautophagy of the nucleus; maintenance of cell polarity; endocytosis
Cellular component (GO): nuclear envelope; membrane; intracellular membrane-bounded organelle
Molecular function (GO): protein binding; sterol binding
Source: RefSeq, a predicted model, not a curated record